This is a messenger RNA of Ooceraea biroi (clonal raider ant), 1548 nucleotides long. Its product is annotated as microsomal glutathione S-transferase 1. Lineage: Eukaryota; Metazoa; Arthropoda; Insecta; Hymenoptera; Formicidae. Gene Ontology annotation, cellular component: membrane. The record is from RefSeq and is a predicted model, not a curated record.
UGAAAUCGCGCUUGCGAUUACCGUCUGUUCUCUAGAGGAUGGAAAUUGGAAAUAACAUUAAAAAGAUAACCCAUUAUGUAAUCACCUGUGAUAUCAUUUAAACACUCCCCUCAUGAUUCAGCAGAUUCUAAGCAAUCCUACUUUUUGAAAUCAUCGAACGCUUGGUAAAUAACCGAGAGACAAAAAAAUCUCUCAGCUUGUAUGUACAACACCUGUAAAUGUUAUGCAGUUUUAUGCAACUGUAGUGUUAGAUAAGUAUUUUCUUAUAUAUACCGGAGAUAUUUUUUAUAAACGUGUGACUUUAUAUUUUUUAUACUAUGAAUAUUCAGAAAUAGACGUAAUAUGCACAUACAAUAAGUUAUUUAAAAAAGAUGCUGGUUAUCUCCUGCUUAUGGAUCUUUUUCACAUCUUACGCACGCAUAGAUUAUAUAGAUAGGCUGGGCUUACUAUAUAUAAUGGGUCGUAAUGGAGGUCCCACGUUCAUUACGUGCGGAUCACGAAGCGUGACCACUCGAUCGGUAGUGUUAGCCAUCCUCUCUCGCUGGGUGGAAGACGUUGAGACAUCUGCCCAAUCAGCUUGAUACAUACGUUCAAAGUGACACUUGAAGAGAUUUCUAAAUACGAAGAGAACGAAAAUGGUUGCUGUAAACGCAGAGCUACUGAAAGUUUUUGGUUUUUGGGGCAGUGUACUGGUCCUCAAAAUGCUGGCGAUGGUGCCGCUGACUGCGCGACAACGUUUCCAGAAGAAGAUAUUUGCCAACGAGGAUGAUACGAAGAUAGUAGGUGGAAAAGUAGUAUAUAAUGACGCAGAUGUGGAACGUGUACGACGAUCGCAUUUGAAUGAUCUGGAGAACAUUGUGCCAUGGUUCAUAAUCACAUACCUCUGGUUAACCACUGGACCUUCAUACUGGAUGGCUAAAACUUUGAUACAAACGUUUGUUCUGGCUCGUAUAGUUCACACCUUCUCCUACGCUGUUUGUCCGCAACAGCCUAUGAGAGCGAUAUCUUUCUUUGUGGGAUUCGGAACUAUGGGUUAUGAAGCACUUACCACAUUGUUAUAUUAUUGCUAAUUUGAUAUGAAUACUUCUGCUGGAAAAGUUGAAUCUUUGCAAGAACAUGAUAAAAACAUGAUUUUUGUUACAUUUGAGGAUAAAAUUAAUAGUAACAGUUGGGGAUAACGAAAUAAUAAUAAAAAUUUCCAUUCCAGUAGGAGUAAUGCAAUUAUUAAGAGAGUUAAGCGUUACAGAAAUAUUUUCCUAUAUAGUCUAGAGAUACGUCUUGUAGAUGCAUGAUAUAAGGUUUAUCCUGUUUUGCACUUCUGAACUAGUUCAGAAGUGUAGCGAAAAAAAACAAUUUAUAUUUCUUUAUAUUUCUUAUAGUAUAUUAUAUUUCUUGUACUAUAAAGAUUUAAAAAUAACUGAUAACUGAUGAAAACAUAUAAUACAUGUGAUAUGCAAAAUAAUAUAAGUACAUGUUAUGUUUAUAUUUUUCUAAUGAUUUUAUCAAUGUUGCACUCAAGUGGAAUAAAUAAAAACUUGUAUCUAGAAA